AUGGUUUCAUGCCCUAUUUGUGGACAGACAGUUGCCAGAGAAGACAAAAAACCAUUGACAUGCCCUAUCACUACAUGUCAAGCCAUUUUUCAUGGUAAUGCCUUAACACGGACGAAGGGCUCUAUCCCUGCAAGAUCAGCUUCUCAGCAACCAACUGCCUCCGACGCCGCGUCACAGCUGCUCAUGACCGCCAUCCGAGACCUAACGGCUGAGGUUAAGGGAUUAAAAUUCACCCUCGAUGCUAAUGCCAGUGAGGCAAAGGAAUUAAAAACAACUCUGGAGAAGCAGACUAAUAUAACCUUUGAAAACGCAGACAAAUUAAAUGCAAUAGAGACCCUUCUGGAGACCCAAAAUUCGAGGUGGAAGGAGUAA
Molecule: messenger RNA, 372 nt
Organism: Nezara viridula (southern green stink bug)
Lineage: Eukaryota; Metazoa; Arthropoda; Insecta; Hemiptera; Pentatomidae
Source: the annotation of a GenBank genome assembly